Messenger RNA from Toxotes jaculatrix (banded archerfish), 3439 nucleotides. Its product is annotated as serine protease FAM111A-like. The transcript has 3 exons. The record is from RefSeq and is a predicted model, not a curated record. The coding region runs from base 509 to 2494 and encodes 661 amino acids. NCBI's taxonomy places the organism in Eukaryota, Metazoa, Chordata, Actinopteri, Toxotidae.
UCUUGUUAGUUUGCCUUUCUUAGAGAUAUAGUUCAGUACUGUUAUGGGGUUUGUAGUGUAACGUGUUUGUCUCGUAUUUUCCGAUGCUAGCAUAAACGGAGUUUACUACCUGUCUGUUUCGUAGUUAUUAAUUCGAGGUGUCGUGUUCGUAUUAUGUGACCUGCUGCUAAUUCCUUAUAUUUCCCUAGCAUCUAACAUCUUAAACUUGAUUAAGUUUUGUUUUGUCGCAUUCAAGUGAGUUUUGUUUUUAGUAAAGUGAACCCAAAUAAACGUCAUACUGAUUUGAAUUCACUAAAUCAGUGGCUGUCAAACUCUUUCUGGCAUUCCCCCAUUUCGAAGCCCAAAAAGGUCAACCAUUAAAAAUUAUUGAUAGUGUUUGAGACCCUCAUCACUAAAUGGUGAUUUCUUGUGUAUUGCAAGUUGUUCGAAAAUAAUCAUGUUUCUUUUCCUUUUCCUGUAGGUAAGAUACUUAAUCACCUCCUUUUCAGCUGGAAACCCCACAUUAACUAUGGAACCAAUGCUGAAGACCAAAAAUGAGGGACCAAUGGACAGAACUGUCAAGAAUAAAUCAGACAGCCAUAACGGGGAGAGCAGUCAAUCCCAUAGUUCACAACUUGUUGCAAAGAAAGGGGAGCCACAUCCAACCCAUUCUUUUGAGUGGUGCUUAAAUGGCAAGGGACCCACAUCUGUUACCUGCAACAAAACUGGAACUGUUGAGGACUCCCUGAGAAGAAGUUCACAGUUUAGAAAAACAGUGGAAAAGAACAAAGGCAAAGAACUUGUCAUUUUAAGACAUGGGAAAGCUAUCAGUUCACACUUUCCAUGCAGCUUAAUUAAAAAUGAGCGUUUAACUGUCAGGUAUGUUAAAACUAAAAACAUGUCAAAGCCAACAGGUUGUGGCUCUGUUCAUCCCAGCAGACAGGGGUCAUCUGAUGAGCUUGUGAUAUUUAAUGUGCUGGCAAAAGGAGGUAAAGAUGUAGUGAAAAUCCUGACAAACCCAGAACUAAGAAAGUUCACUCAGGAAAUUACUGUUUAUGCAUACAAAGGGGAAAGAGUGAAGCAAGCUUUAAGGAGAGAUGGUCGUUUUCUGAAUAUCAUAUUCAAAAAGUACUGUGUACUCUCUCAUGCAGUCACUGAAGUAACCACAGAAAUGUCCAAUCUCGUUGAUGAUCUUGAUGGUAAAACUUACAAGAUCAUACAACUCAGUAAGUCCAGUCCACCAGAUAGUCAGCCUGGUAGUCUUGAUGAUGCUUACAUGAUGCCAAGUGAUACUCAGAGAUCUGACUCUGAUGAAAAGCAAGAUCCUUCACAGGAGCCUGCCACAACCGGGUCAGAGAAUGACAGCACAGUAAAAGAGCUGAAUGGUAAUACGGCACCAGAAAAAAUGUUACGGGAAAUAACUGAUUCGGAAAGAAUGCAGAAUCACUUAUCUUCGCAGUUUAAACAUUCAGUGAAAGGGAUGAAAGAUGUUUCUAAGCUUUCUCGUAUUCAGAACCUCUUGCGUGUGGAAUAUGGAAAGAAUGUUCAGACAUGCAUGGAAGUGAAAACAAUGAAGAAACUGAUGGACCUUAGGAAUUCAGUUUGUCAGGUGAGAAUUAAUGGGAGUCCCGGUGGAAGUGGCUUUCUCCUAUUUGACAAUUUUGUCCUCACAAAUUGUCAUGUACUUGAAGGCAUCACAGGGAAGCUUUAUGUUAAGGUCACUGUCCAUUUCUCUUAUGAAAGUCUAGACCACAUUGAGGGAGGACAAGAGUUAGGAUCAGAAGUUGAGGUGGAAGAGGUCACUGCCUUUGAAUAUUCCGAUGCAUCAGGAACCAUGUAUGACUGGGCUUUGUUGAGGCUCAGGGCUAAUCAGGAAUUGCCUGAUUGCCUGUUAACACACUUUGGAUUCCUUCCCCAAAGCGGUGGAAUUUGCAUUAUUGGGCAUCCUGAUGGUGGUCUGAAAAAAAUAGAUGCAUGUGCGAUUGUUCCAUCUCAUGACCAUAACCGGGUUGUGGCGAAACAUUACCAUGAAAAUCAAGAGAACAUUCAGCUGGUUACUCAGCGUUUCUUUGAACGUGUGGCGGAAUAUCUUCCACAGAACAGACAGGUCCUGACUUACGAGUCUUGUUUUUAUUUUGGGUCAUCUGGCUCUCCUGUCUUUGAUAAGCACUGUAAAGUUGUUGCAAUGCAUUCAGGGGGAUAUGCCUACCGCAAUGCAAGGGGCCAAACACAGAGCGUCAUAGAGUACGGCUACCCUUUGUCCAACAUUAUCGAACACAUGAUUCUCCAGCUGGUGUUCGAAAGAAAGUUUGAUGUGUUGAAGGCAUACCUUACUUGCAGCUUUGCACACCACCAAGACGUAAUGAACAAUGUGAAGAAACUGGUUGAGGGCAGAAACCUCACACAAUUUAAAAAGGCAGUCAGCAGUUUAGUGGCCACACCUGACAACAGUUUGAAGAUGUUCUUUGAAUUCUUCUCUCAGAAAGAGGAACCCAUCCCAAUGGAUGAGAUGUAAGUGUACACUCACUGUUGCCGUACUAUCUAGUGACAAGAGAUACAGUCAGAGCAAUUUCAGUCAUGCAGUUAGCAGCAUUGUAGUCAUGUCUGUUUUCAUAUAUCAGGAUAGUUGUUAAACACCCAAAGAAUUCAGGGAUUGGAAGAGAAAUCUGAUGCAAAACUUGGUGUAUAUGUUGUUUUAUGUAAUCGUAAUCAGGUUUUGGAUUAAGGGAAGUCUGUUUUUUCAUUGUCAUUUUUAUUUGAUUUUUUUUUUAAUUUUCAUCAUAUUUUUUAAGAUCUCAAUUAUCAAUAAGCCACAAAACCUAUUAUCAGUCUGGCUCUCAUUUCUUCCAUUUUACUGUCUUUGGAGUUUGAGAUUUUGGUUUUAUUUUUUAAUGUUUAACAUUUAAAAGCAAUUGUGUGAUACAGGAUAUUGCAUUUUAUUGUACUAUAUCUAUUGUGUUGGUUACUGUUUUGAAAAGGUGUCUUGAAAUGAGAACUGGAAUCCCAGAUGAACUAAAACUAGGUCUUUCUUUCAUACUCUAAGAAAUUAAGAAUUAUGAUUGUGUGACGUUCAGUAAAUGCUUUUUUGUGUUUAGAUUUUGGUUAUCUCAUGUAUUCUGUCAACAUUAUAAAUGUUUGAAUUAGAUCAAAUUUUGAGAAAGUUACAGAAUCUGUUGAAUAUCUCUCAUACUGACUUUCUACAUUUUAUGACGGUUGAUAGUGAAACUAAACACUUUGAUGUUGUUUGUAAGUUAUCAUGAAAUACAGGAACAGAACUUAAUGCUAAAAUGCCAUAUCUGUAAUGCAGGUCUGUUAUGCAUGUGUGUAAUGGGAUUAAAACAAAGCAAAGUUGCAUUUGGAUUUUAAUUUUUGGUCACCAGACAGAUGAAUGCAGAAACAAAUGGGUAAUAAGACUGAAAAUCGCUUGUGUUAAAGGACUCUGUCAGCCAACCAGUUCACU